AUGAAUCCUAACAAACCUGGAAAGUUAAGGAUUGUCUGGGAUGCGGCCGCGACUUGCUACGGGAUCUCCUUAAAUUCCGUUCUGCUUAAAGGACCAGAUCAAUUAACGUCUCUCCUGUCAAUUCUGGUACGGUUUCGCGAAUUCCGAGUGGCCGUUUCUGGUGAUCUCCGUGAAAUGUUUCUUCAAGUUUUGAUGAGACCAGAGGAUCAGCAUUUGCUACGUUUCUUUUGGAAGACGAACGCUUCCGAUACAGCCCCAAAUACAUACGUUAUGCAAGUCACACCUUUCGGAACGUGCUGUUCUCCGAGCAUAGCCCAGUAUGUCAAAAACACUAAUGCGAGACGAUUUGAGCAGGAACUACCGGAAGCUUUGCACGCUAUCGUUUAUCAGCACUAUGUAGACGAUAUGCUGAUUAGCGCCGAAACAGAGGAACAAGCAGUACAGUUGGCAACGGACGUGAAGAUGAUCCACGAAGCCGGAGGAUUUGAAAUGCGUAACUGGGUUUCUAACUCACCAGCCGUAGUUACGGCAUUAAACGGAUAUGAAACCAAGGAAGUAAACCUGAGCAUCGGAGAAGCUAACGCCACUGAAAAAGUUUUGGGGAUGUGGUGGGAUACAACAGCGGACUGUUUCACAUACAAACUAUCUUCCCGCCUCGAUGUUGGCCUGCUGUCCGGGCCUAAAAGACCAACUAAGCGUGAAGUGUUGAGAACUUUAAUGAUGGUCUUCGACCCACUGGGAUUGAUCAGUCAUUUUCUGAUGUUUCUUCGAAACCUGUUGCAAGAAAUCUGGAGAGCAUCUAUCGGUUGGGACGACCCAAUUCACGACUGCCAUUUCGAAAAAUGGCCGACCUGGCUUCGAGUUCUUCCUCGUGUAGCGGAUAUUAAGAUUCCACGCUGUUAUCGGACAAUUACAUCUGCGAAAAAAGAAACCGUCGUUCAAAUGCACACGUUCGUGGACGCAAGCGAAUGCGGCUUCGCUGCCACCAUAUACCUUCGUUUCCAAGAGGGAGACACAGUUGAAACAGCAUUGGCUGGUGCGAAAACUCGGGUCGCACCAUUGAAGUUUCUUUCCAUACCUCGCUCCGAAUUGCAAGCAGCCGUUAUCGGAGUCAGGUUAGCAGAUUCUGUUCUGGGAUCACUCUCCAUCAAGAUCCAAAAACGUUAUUUUUGGACAGAUUCCAGAGAUGUCAUGUGUUGGUUGCAUUCCGAUCAUCGGCGCUACAGUCAAUACGUCGGCGUACGGAUCAGUGAGAUCUUAGAAUCAACCGACAUCCGGGAUUGGCGUUGGGUCCCUACAAAAUUGAACGUGGCGGACGACGGGACUAAAUGGAAAAAUACACCAGACCUAAGCAGCUCCAGUAGAUGGUUCCAUGGGCCUGGAUUUCUUCGUAAGGGUGAAGAAGAGUGGCCAGCACCCUCCCGGUCUAUUGAAGUCACUGACACAGAGCUCCGUCCACACCUACAACUUCAUAUCAAGUCUUCCGAGCCAAUCAUCAAAGUAAUCGGUUCACGGAAUAUAGUUCCUAAUACGAACGGACCGCUUACCAGCGCCGAGCUAACUAAAGCUGAAUGUUAUCUACACCAGAUAGCCCAAAGAAGCACCUACGAAGAGGAAAUCGCAAUCCUAUCCGUCAAGCAACAAACACCUACAAAAAAACUAAUUGCGAAAAGCAGUCCUUUGUUCCGGCUUUACCCGUUCGUGGAUGAAAUGGGAGUCCUAAGGAUUCGCGGGCGAACCAGCGCUUACCAAUUUAUCGACAGCAACGUUACUAAUCAUAUUAUUCUCCCUAGAGGACACUUCGUCACCAAGUUAAUCAUUUUGGACGUCCAUCAAAAAUUUUUGCACCAGAAUCAUGAGACCACCAUAAACGAGUUGAAACAACGCUACUACAUUUCCCGGCUAAAGGCUGUCUACAAAUCGGUUCGGAAUAGCUGCCAGACCUGUAAGAAUGAACGGGCUCGUCCGCAAGCACCGUUGAUGAACGACCUACCAUUGUCACGCCUUUCAGCCUAUAGCCGACCCUUUAGUCACAUGGGGGUAGAUUAUUUCGGGCCAAUGACGGUAUCCGUUGGCCGCCGAGUGGAGAAACGCUGGGGGGUUUUAGCCACUUGUUUGACUGUACGUGCUAUUCAUUUAGAACUCGCCAAUUCACUCAACGCUGACUCGUGUAUAUUGGCCUUACGCAACGUAAUGAACAGAAGGGGGGCACCAGUUGCCAUAUACAGCGACAGAGGAACAAAUUUUGUGGGAGCCAAUAAAGAGCUGAAAGCCGCACUGAAAGAGUUGAAUCAUCAUAAAAUCGCCGCAGAAUUUACCUCACCACAAACGAAGUGGAACUUCAUGCCUCCCAUGUCUCCUCAUAUGGGCGGAGCAUGGGAAAGAAUGAUUCGUACGGUCAAGCAGAACUUGCAGAAACUGCUUCCAAGUCGUCUACCGUCAGACGAAACGCUACGGAGCAUCCUGAUAGAGAUAGAAUUCAUCAUCAACUCGAAACCGUUAACUGAAAUCCCGUUAGACGACGAUCAGUCUCCUGUACUGACCCCAAAUCACUUCAUCUUCGGUUCUUCAAAUGGGAUGCUUCCGUGGACCUGCAUCGAUAACAGCCCUACCCGGUUGAAACAAAACUGGAGACUAUCACAGGCUGUAGCGAACCGGUUCUGGGUACAGUGGCUACGCGACUACCUUCCGACCCUUACCCGCAGGGCGAAAUGGUUCGUUCCAGUAAAACCAAUUGAAAUCAACGACAUAGUAGUCAUCGUCGACAGUAGGUUUCCUCGUAAUUACUGGCCAAAGGGGCGAGUAAUUGCCACGAACGUAGCUUCCGAUGGGCAAGUCAGGUGGGCUACGGUACAAACUGCUCAUGGAAUAUACGAGCGACCAGCUGUCAAGCUCGCGGUCGUAACAGGAAAUGGAGCUCCGGAGAGUCUUCGCUGCAUUGAAGGGGGGAGUGUUGGUAGCGCAACGUCGACCAGCGAGCUUAGUCCGUCCCUGUUAGAGUCGACUGCAGCAUUCCCUGAAUGA
Molecule: messenger RNA, 3024 nt
Organism: Sabethes cyaneus
Lineage: Eukaryota; Metazoa; Arthropoda; Insecta; Diptera; Culicidae
Exons: 2
Coding region: 1-3024 (1007 amino acids)
Biological process (GO): DNA integration
Molecular function (GO): nucleic acid binding
Source: RefSeq, a predicted model, not a curated record